GCCAAAGUUAUGCGUGAGGAGGAAAUUAACUCGUACGCGCUGUAAAGAAACUUUUUCUGAUUAAAAUAAUAGGUUUUAUAAUAAUACAAACAUACACACUCCCAGACACAAACCGAUACAAAAUGCCAGAGGCAACGGUCAUGCAGUUAAUGGAGAUGGAUAUGGUACAAGGCAUGUACGAUACCUAUGUGUCAAUUAGCACCGAUCCGCCAGGCUAUUCGAUUCUCUUAGCACCCACGGCGGACGACCCUCCAGAGUUGAAGGUUACGGUGACUUACCCCACCGAAGAGUACCCGGAGUCCGCUCCUUGCAAUAUUGUUGUCGAGAACAUUUCAAAAAAACGGCGUAUUCAGACCGCUAACCUCACUAAGGAAAUUGAGGCUACUUGCAUUGAAAACAUAGGCGUUCAUGUGGUUGUGUUGGUGCUGCAGCAAAUCCAAAGUUUUCUCACGACCGAUGCGCAGGAGGCUGAGAAGGCCGAACUGAUCCGGCGUGGGGAAACAAUGAAUAAGAUUGCCACACAAAAUAAUAGUGUGAAGCAUGACCCUACAAUUACAGUAGGAACUGCCGUAACCAAGGAGCUUUUCGAAGAAUGGAGCUGCAAACAUCAUGCAGAGAAGGAGAUGUUAUACGCCGAAAGGUCAAAGGGGGAGCAAAAUAAUAGUAGCAAUAAUAAAGGCGUUGGUGCUGGUGGGGCUUCGGCGAAACUCACUGGUCGGCAGAUGUGGGAUUCAACAUUGAGAAACACCGAUUGGCAACUCUUUGGUGAUGCCGAGGAUGGCGAUGAGGAUGUGGACUUCGAGAUUUUUGAUUCGAUUAAUGAGGAUGACUUUGCCUUUGAUGAAGAUGAGGAGUCGUAAGACAUCGGUAUCGAUGAGACACGAACCUUUUCAUCUCUACAGUUUACGAGACAAAAGAAGCCAGAAUGUGCGCAUUCACAAAGUUUUGGAAGUUAAAUGCGUACUCUUCCUGUUAGUCAUGAGUAAAGGUAAACCAAA
This is a messenger RNA of Phytomonas sp. Hart1, 998 nucleotides long. NCBI's taxonomy places the organism in Eukaryota, Euglenozoa, Kinetoplastea, Trypanosomatida, Trypanosomatidae. The record is from the annotation of a GenBank genome assembly.